CAACAACCGUAUUCAAAAUUUAUCAUACGUAGCAGCGCAGCCUUACUUCACUUCUAUUUGACUACGAUAAUUCAUCGCGAAAAUAAUCCGACGGGAAAUAUCACCACAAUUAUCCGAAUUAACCACUGCCGUUCGCAAAAAUGCCACCCUUCAAGGAUGAGCAUAUCCUUAUUAUUGCGCCAGGCUCACAAACUACUCUUGCUCAACUAGGUCUUCCGGAAUCCUUCACUCCACCACAACGACGACUCGCUACACGUAUGUUCCUAGCUCCUGAUGGGAAAACAUAUGAGCCAUACAAAAUUCGGCCGAAAAAGAAAGAUGCCUCAGCUACAACAAAUGGUGAUACCGAGAUGGGAGGAAUUAAGGAAAACAAGGAAGAUGAGGAAGAGGAAUUAGAAGAGGUUCCUGAGGAUGACGAAGGUGCUAUUUGGCCAUUGAAAGGUUUGCGCGAUUUUCCUUACAGAUUUUACAUGUACUGAUAAAGUUCAGAUGGUCGAAUCGAGAACCUCCCUGCCUUUUGCGCUUUUCUCCAUCAUGUUCACAAUCAGUUGUCGCCAACUCUUCAUACUCCUGUUAUGUUGAUCGCACAACCUGCUUGGACAGCCAAGAAUCAUGAAGACCUUACUCAAUUCAUAUUUGAAAAGUUUAGAACUCCCGCGCUUUGCAUUAUGGACAGUGCAUUGGCAACUUCAUAUGCAUUUGGAAUUGCAAACUCAACGGUAAUUGAUGUAGGAUUUGAAAAGGUUGACGUUACUGCUGUCACAGAUUUCCAAAUAAGCGGUAGAGGAAAUGUACCACAAUCGGGUGGAGAGGCUAUGACAUUGCGUUUGCAAGAGUUACUCAAGUCGAAGGGUUUUACAAGGGAUAUGGCUGAGCAAUUGAAGAGGAGUCCAAUUUGCGAGAUCUUACCUCCGGGAACCCCUCUACCGGGAGGUGAUGAGAUUGUUGAGGCGGUAAGCAACCCUGCCGCUGCGGCCUCCACUGGUGCACCUUCUUCUGGGCCAAAUGUUAGGGUUACAGAAGCUCCUCGCGGACCAGGGCACAAUACUGAGGUGGGAGAGGAAGAUACCAUCAAUGGCGUUGAUGCUACAGAGGAUGAUGGCGUUUUAGAUGUUGCCAGUAUUGUGGCAAGUGGGAAAACCCAAGAGUAUCUGGCGAAGAUCGAAAAGGAGAAAGCUGGAAAAGCUUCCAAAAAAGCACAGAAGGAUAAAGAGGCAGCGGAGGCAGCAGCAGCUAAGCCAGUGAGGUUACCAAAUUCAAAAAGACCUCGCGCAACGUUCCACUACGAAUCAUCACUUCCUGAGCCAGAUGCAAAACGCCAAAAGACACCUGAGCCAGUAACUACAACGAAUCAUGAAGGAGCACAGUCUCCUACCGAUUGUACUAAUAAAACUACCGACACAACCACAGAACCACCCAUUGAGGCUACAACAAGUACCGAUCCGGCUGCUGCAGUAGAUGGAGCUGUUGCUCGUGAACAAGCAAAGACAGCACGUAGACAGAAAGCUUGGGAAGAUGAGCACCCAGACCGCAUGAGGAGAGAUAUUGAUAUCGGCUUAGAACGAUUCCAAGCAGCAAGUGAAAGUUACAUGGACGCCAUCGCCGAUACUGUCUACAGGACAAUUCUUUCUGUCGACGAUAUUUCCAAACGCCAAGAUGCUUGGGACUCUUUGAUCAUCUGUGGGUCAGGAUCAAAGGUUAGGGGCUUCAAGGAUGCGUUGAUUGCAAUCCUCAAUAACCGAUAUCUCAUCUCACCAAGUUCUGCAACCAUGUUCAUGAGCGAACUCCCAUCAAACCUAGCAACACCUACUGGCACAGGGUCCAUGACACCUAAUGCUUCUUUCUCAUCGACACCACAUCCAGUACCCUCAGCCAGUGCGGUCAAUCCUUUACUUCUUGCAGCGACUACCGCAUCUAAUCCUGCACUUAAUCCUAACAAUUCAAUCGCUUCAUUCAACGGUGGAGCAAAUGCUCAGCAUUCAUCACACUCCCAGUCGCCUACUAGCAUCAAGGUCGCCAAUCCUCCAGGAUAUUUCCCAGAGUGGAAGACUUAUGAAGAGGCCGUGUUCUUGGGAUCUCAAGUAGCUGCCAAGGUGAUAUUCGUUGUAGAUCAAGGAUUGUCGAAGGGAUUUUUAUCCCGAGUUGAUUUCAAUGAAGAGGGACCAACUGCUAUUCACCAAGUGUAAGUUUUGCUUUGCUUCGAUCCUGAUAUAGAUGAUAUGUACUGAUACAGAAAUAGUGGACUUGUGUAUUGAACUAUUCUAAGAGGCGCAUGUGGUGGUGCAUUUGGAUUAAAAGCAGAGGAUUAUGAUAAAUUUUAAAACAAAACUUAUACCCAUAUUUUCAUCAAAG
Molecule: messenger RNA, 2352 nt
Organism: Sclerotinia trifoliorum
Lineage: Eukaryota; Fungi; Ascomycota; Leotiomycetes; Helotiales; Sclerotiniaceae
Source: the annotation of a GenBank genome assembly